UUUUGCUCCCAUCCGGGGUCGUGAUGACAGGGACUGCCUCUCUUCCUCUCGCCGAGGGGCCGGGACAGCCCGGUGCUAACGGCCCGGCCCAGCCCGGCAGCGCCGCCCCCGAGCCGAGCGGGAGAUUUGAAGGGAAGAGGCGGCGGCAGCGGGGCGCUCGGCGGCCAUGGUGGAGGGCCCGUGCCUCGCCCUGUUCGCGCAGCGGCUGCGGGCCCGCGUGCGCCGCGGCCAGGCCGUGCGCGGGGCGCGGGGCGGCGCUGCGCCAGCCGGGGCCGACAGCGCGACUGCUACGAGUGAGGAGAGAACCUCUGUUCAUAAUUUUCUUACUGGACAUGUUUACAGGGGUGUGGAGGCUUUGGGAAAGGAACUUUUUAUGUAUUUUGAUCAGAAAGCUUUGAGGAUUCACUUUGGUAUGAAUGGUUCCAUGCGCAUUAAUCCCGAUGGAAGCAAAGACAGAAAUGGUGCAUUACCAGUUUUGGAGAUACAGCUUACUGAAGAUACUAUUUGUUUUUUUGGGGUGACGACAGAAUAUAGAAAUGCAGCAGAGAGUGAGCGGAAAGUGAGAAUGAUGGAAAGCUUGGAUGUCUGCUCUCCAAAGUUUAGCUUCUUAAGAGCAGAAAGUGAGAUUAAGCAGCAGAAAACCCGCAUGUUGUGUGAUGUGUUACUGGAUCAAACAGUAUUACCUGGAGUGGGAAAUAUCAUAAAAAAUGAAGCACUAUUUGACAGUGGUCUUCAUCCAGCUGUUAAAGUUUGCCAGCUGACAGGUGAGCAGAUACAUCACUUGGUGAAAAUGACACGUGACUUUACUCUGCUUUUUUAUAAGUGCCGCAAAACUGGAUCUCCACUCUACAAACACUACAAAGUAUACAGGUGCCGAAGUUGCGGUCAGUGCAAUGGGAAAAUCACUGUGUGUCGUUUAGGAGAGAAUAACAGGAUGACUUACUUCUGCUCUCGAUGUCAAAAGGCUGAUCCCCAGCUUGUCAAUGUCAGCAAACUGCCAGCUAGAAAUAGCCUAAUUGGCUGGGCAUAUGGCAGGGGGUCAUGUUCUAAUGAACACGUAGCUCAGAAAUGUGAAGAAGAGUGGACGUGUAUGUGCUGUACCCUAAUAAACAAGCCUUCUGCUGAAGUUUGUGAUGCCUGUUUGACUUCAAGGCCUGAAGUGCCAAAGACACAGAAUGCUGGAGAUUCUGCAGCCUUUAACAUAAACCUCAUGAAGUACCCUUGUAAUGAAUUUGGACAACCAAGCACAGAAAUAAAGAUCAAUAGGAGAGCUGCAUUUGGAACCACAACUCUUGUCUUAACAGAUCUUGGUAACAAAGCAGUUUUGAAAAAUGAUAACCAAAUAUCUGAUGGAUGCUCUGAGUUUGCUGCUCCAAAAAGUAAUUGUGAUCAGAUCCACAAUAAUGUCUACCAGUCAGGAAGAAGCACAGACAAGCACAGCGCAACAAAUGUAACUGCUGUGGCUUCACCUUCCUAUCAGGAACCAUUCUCUCUGAAACCCAUAAAGAAAAAGCAGAAAACUCAUCAUGUACCUUCUGUUCACCAAUACAACGUAGCAACUGGCAAGCCUCAAGUUAAUAUAACAGAUGAUAAUCAUAUGAUAAGGAUGGGCCAUCCUCGUUGCAGUAAACACAGCCGCCUCUGCAGCCUUAGAGUUGUGAGAAAGGAUGGAGAAAACAAGGGCAGGCAGUUUUACACCUGUCCGCUACCCAUGGAAACUCGGUGCGACUAUUUUCAAUGGGCAGACUUGCAUUUUCCCCUUUGUAACCAUGGCAAGCGCUGUGUUAUGAAGACAGUGCUGAAGAUUGGUCCCAAUAAUGGAAAGAACUUCUUUGUUUGCUCUUUUGGGAAGGAAAAACAGUGCAGCUUUUUCCAGUGGGCAGAAAAUGAGUCAGCUAUACAGGUUACUCCUUGAUGCUGAUGUUUUAGUUAUCAGUUCUUCAGGAUGUCUUCAGUGUGUACAGCUUUACUAAUCAUUUCUGUUUUGUUGUUAGUUUUGUCUGGUUUUCCCUGUUCAUGGGUUAAUUACUAAAAACAGCUCCUGUAACAGUA
This is a messenger RNA of Oxyura jamaicensis (ruddy duck), 2052 nucleotides long. It is a transcript of the gene NEIL3, whose product is annotated as nei like DNA glycosylase 3. Gene Ontology annotation, molecular function: damaged DNA binding; zinc ion binding; DNA-(apurinic or apyrimidinic site) endonuclease activity. Gene Ontology annotation, cellular component: nucleus. NCBI's taxonomy places the organism in Eukaryota, Metazoa, Chordata, Aves, Anseriformes, Anatidae. Bases 167 to 1915 code for a protein of 582 amino acids. The transcript has 10 exons. Gene Ontology annotation, biological process: base-excision repair. The record is from RefSeq and is a predicted model, not a curated record.